Molecule: messenger RNA, 987 nt
Organism: Aspergillus nidulans FGSC A4
Lineage: Eukaryota; Fungi; Ascomycota; Eurotiomycetes; Eurotiales; Aspergillaceae
Product: aldo/keto reductase family protein
Exons: 3
Coding region: 1-987 (328 amino acids)
Source: RefSeq, a predicted model, not a curated record
AUGCCUCAACUGAACGGAAAAGAAGUUGGCCCUAUCGGCCUUGGCCUGAUGGGCUUCACCUGGCGUCCCAACCCGUGCCCUCAGGAGCAGGCUUUUGAGACGAUGCGGGCAGCGCUGCGAAAUGGCUGCACCUUUUGGAACGGCGGCGAGUUCUACGGUCCGCAGUCCUACAAUAGUCUUGUCCUGCUCGAGCGCUACUUCGAGAAGUACCCCGAAGACGCCGAAAAGGUCGUUCUGAACAUCAAGGGCGGGUUCAACACGUCGACUUUCCAGCCCGACGGCUCCGAGUCCGGCUCGCGACGGACACUCGAUGACAGUAUCGCCCAGCUCAAGGGCCGCAAGAAGAUUGACCAGUUUGAGUUUGCGCGGCGCGACCAAACCGUGCCUAUGGAGGUGACCUUUGGCGUGAUGAACGAGUACACCCAGGCAGGAAAGAUCGGGGGCGUCGCCCUGAAGGAGGUCCGUGCCGAGACGAUCCACGAAGCCGUCAAGCAUACGAAGGUCCUUGCUGUGGAGGUCGAGCUGUCCAUGUUCUCCACCGACCCCCUCGAGAACGGGGUCGCCGCCGCAUGCCAUCAAUAUGGCAUCCCCCUAGUCGCAUACUCGCCCCUCGGACACGGCCUGCUCACGGGCCAGAUCAAGAAGCUGGAGGAUCUCCCUGAAGACUCGUUUCUGCGCACGUACCCGCGGUUCCAGCCUGACACCUUCGAGAUCAACAUCCAGCUCGUCCACAAGGUCGAGGAACUCGCCGCCAAGAAGGGAUGCACGCCCGCGCAGUUUGCCAUCAACUGGGUGCGCUGUCUCUCGCGCCGACCAGGGAUGCCGACCAUCAUCCCCAUCCCAGGGGCGACCACCGUCGCGAGGGUCGAGGAGAACAGCAAGGUGAUCGAGCUCACUGACAGUGACAUGGACGAGAUCGAUGCUAUCCUAACCAAAUUUGAACCUGCGGGCGAGCGAUACCCGGAGGGGGUGCCGACCCAUACAUAG